This is a messenger RNA of Osmia lignaria (orchard mason bee), 4859 nucleotides long. RefSeq lists its product as uncharacterized. The record is from RefSeq and is a predicted model, not a curated record. Gene Ontology annotation, cellular component: nucleoplasm. NCBI's taxonomy places the organism in Eukaryota, Metazoa, Arthropoda, Insecta, Hymenoptera, Megachilidae.
GUAUUAUAUGUAUAUACUUAUAUAAAUUUUGAUUUAUAUGGAAGAAAAUUUAGUUUUAAAACAAUUGUUUUGCAUCAGUUUGUCUUCAGCUGUACGGCUUACUGCAGCAAGUUAAUGAACUUCGCUGGCAAAGCAGUACGCGAUAAAACGUGCUACGUUAUCGGCCAAAAAGCGUGUGCAGUAUCUUUGACGUCGGUUAAAAACUCGUUCUCGAUCGCUUUGCAAGGUCAGGAACGAAAAAAGUAGAAAUAAUCUAUUACUGAACGCUUAUAUCGACUGAAAUAAGACAACGUGUGUGUAUUUUAUAAAAUUACGUAUUUCGGAUAUCUUAUCGACCGGCAAUGUUUGAUUUAGCCAAUAUUUAUACCGAGUUGAUUGAUCUUUCGAAUCGAUCUUGCGCUGUUGACUUUUUCUAAUUGUAAGUAAUUUAGUGUGUAUCUGCACGUUAAUUAAUAGUGAGCCCGUAGCUUUUUAACGCAUCGAUAACUGGAAUACUGGAAGACAGAUCUCGCGUGCAGCAGGAAGUGGGAAGGCAGAAUACACUACGAAAUAAUAUACGUUCCAUUCUGAGAAGCACGUACGCGAAUACACCGUGAUAUUUGCAUAUCGUCAUUUCGUGGUAAGAAUGUUCUACAAAUAUGUACUCUCUUUCUGCGCGAUAUUACGCUACGUGUGCUCGCUUCGCCAAUGGCGGUACCGCUGACAAACAUGCCGUAUCCACGAAAGAUUAGAAAAGAGUGUUCUUCACUUCCAAUUACCGGCACUGAAUAUUCUACUGAACUUUAAAUCAAAAUUAUGAAACAAACUUAUUUCUUUUACUAAUAAUCGUAAACAAAAAAUAAUUUUAUUAUAAGAUUUUUAUUUAUUCGUUCUACAUAUGUUUCUAAUAAAAUGAAAAAUCCACUUUCAAACCAGUAUAUUUGGAUUACGAACUCGUUAGAAAACAUUGACUCCGUGUACAGAGAAAUAAUUGAUUUCCGUGAAUCGUUAACGUCGUUAAGGCAGCGAACAGUCACGACUUCAUUGACUAGCGGACUUAAUGUAUUUUGGGAUAUACUAUUUGCAAAUUAUUGCAUUUGCAAUUGGCACAAUUCCCUCUUCCAAUGGUGAUAGAGAAAGGGAAGCUGGGAGGGGGUGGUACGAUCAAUGACCAAUACAUACAUACUAUUAAUAAAUAAAAAUACAUACUAUUUUCGCAGAGAAUCAAUGUAUUUCGGCAUUUAUCGAUCCGAAUUCUGUAAUUAUGGUGACGGUUGCGUUAACUCGUAGAUUCAAUUACAUAUUGAUCGAGCAGAGCUUGCGUCAGCCUCGGUUUCAACAUUGCACGAGGGGAUAUCCUCGAAUCUCCCGAAACAAGCGUUCCGUGAAACCGCCGAUAAGCCAUAGUAUUAUUGCUCACCGUUGUUGAAUCCAUUUUCUUCCUGUUUUCUUUGUAAAUUCGCGGGCUAACCAUACCCUAAUUAAGACAUUCUCCGCUCACAAGAAGUCUCGUGGGACGGCACAGGGUCAAGAAGGGGUAGAGUUUUACACUGGUAACGAAUGAAUGCAUGCCUGUCACGUAGAUGGUAAUUUUACUGUUAUAUGUGGCUGUUACUUAAUCUGAAAGCAUUGAAUUUUAUUGGAAUUGUUUCGAAAAAUAAUCUCGAAGGUUUUCACUGAUACCAGUGUGUAUAUCUACUAUGAAAACAUCAGAACGGUGUUUAGAGAAGAAAUAAAAUUUAUCUCCUGACAGCUGCAAGCUGAAAGUAAGUAAGUGGUUCGGAGAGAUCAAGACCCGAUUCCAUCGCAUCGGCCGGUAAGCUCCACCACUUUUUCGUACCGGCCGCGACGCACUGCAGCGACGCGAAAAGCCAUUAAUGAAUCGAUCGCAGAUCGGGAUCCCCACUUUCCUCGAGGAACUCGUUCUCUCUCUCUCUCUCUCGGGUCCGUCCCGUGAUUAACGGCCAUCUCCUGAUGAUCGCCAACCAGCGGUUUAUUCCCUUCUGAAUCUAUCUCACCGUCUUUUUCUCCUCGAAUAUAUGCCCCCUUCCAUCUCCCACCUCCUCCUACCCAGCCACCUUCUCUUCUCGAUUUCUUCGGCCUUCCUCCGAGUACAUAUUACCUCGGUGCGCGAAGAGGAAUACACUUACUUUCUUGAUAGAUCGGGAACCGGGCAGUCUGGAAGCUCGCCGAGGGUGACGCUUCGACUCAACCAGGUGCGCGGAGCGAGGGAUGAGAAGAAAGGAGGGAGCGCUGCUAAUUCCCGUCAGGGCGGCAUGAACGCACAGAAUCAAGGUCAAAUGGAAAAUUCAUCAAAGACGUCAAACGUCUCGUCGGGGACCGUAAAUGCCGCCUCGGGUUCUGCUACCUCUGGGAACACAUCAUCGUCAACUGGUGACAGUGGCGACGUGUACGAAUUCAAAAGUUCGAAAGAGCCAACACCAGUGAGAGGUGCAAGUUCUUCGCCGAAUCCAAAUUCCGAAAAAGAUAAAGAUGGCAGCAAAUCUGCUAGCAAUCAAGGGGGUCAAAGCGGUGGUAACAACGCGUCUACCGUUGGUAGCGCGACAUCAUCUUCCGGUGAAACAACGACCACGUCGAUAACCAGCGACGAUGCCCCUACGGUUUCAGCCUCGCCUUCGUCCAAACGUGCUUUUGAAAGCGAUAAUACGGAAGAGCAAGACGAAGAAAAUCGGCGGAAAAAACGAAAGGAUUCGGAACCUGUGAAAGAAAAUGUAAAAGGCACAACCACUGGAAGACAAAGCACGGGUAGAAAUGCUGCCAACACAACGGAUAAGUGUACGAAAUCAGCUAAGCAAGGGUCUGGCACAACUUCUGGUAAAAGUAAUCAAAAUACCGCUUCGAUUAGUACAGAUAGAAAAAGUCCGAGUAACUCUUCGAUAGCAAGCAGUCCGAAGCCUUCAAACUCUUCUGGUACAACGACUAAUACCAAAACAACUACACCGGCCCCAGCUGAAUCCGACGGCGAGGAUGAUCGAUCGAAAGGUUCCGACUCCAAUUCAGCUCCUAAAGUACCGCCUUUAAAAAUAGUUAUUCCGCAAAGUACCACUUCUGAACAAGAACAGGGUAACAGAAAUGGGAAAAACACGUCUAAUAGAAGUCAUCAAUUACCUUACGUAGUCGCGAGUUCCAAUAGUAAUGAUUCUACGGAUAAAGAUCAAAGUCAGUCCGCUAGCGGUACAACGAGCCCCACAGAAAGUGGGAGUAAUACGAAAAGCGAGGAUAAAAAAGAUUUUACCGGUGCUUUACACGGGGAAGAAAGAUCGACGCAUCAUCAGAGAGUGCUACGGAGUUCGCAUAGAUCCGGUAACGGUGGUAAUGGAUCAACGACUUUAAAAGAAACCUCUGCCUCCUCGGGUAAUGGAAAUUAUUCGAAUUCUUCGCCACUGCCGGUAACUACUACUGAUCGUUCUAAUAAUUCCUCUCCGCAACAACGACAUCAUUCGCCGACGCCUGAAACAACAGGUUCUGAAUCGAAUAAAAAUACGUCGACAGAAGCUUCGAAUAGUAACACCGCCUCGAAGGCGAAUACAGCGACAGAAAAGUCAGAGAAAAAUACUGAAAAUACUGGGGGGAAAUGUCAGAAAGAUAACGGAACAGAAAAUUCGGAAAGCACUUCUACAACUACCUCAUCGACGACAUCAAAUGUAAGCACCCCGGCUCCACCUGUUGAACUUCAUCCUAGGAAAAGGAAAAUGAAACCUAAUAAAGAAGCACAACAAGCUGCCACAGCUGCGUCCAAUGAAACAUCUGAAGCCACUAACGCGGGUCCAGAAGUUCAUCCGCACGAUCAACCCAUUACUAAUUGUUAUCAAUUAUUUUUAAACAUCAGGAAGCAAAUUGAACGAAGAAGAAAAGGCCUUUUCCCGGUGCAACCAAAACCACCUCAGGGCUUCAAGGAUUAUUUAAUGAAUCGGUGUACAUACGUAUUGGCUGGAAAUGCUAAUAAAGAGCCAAACGUUAAUCCCCCCGUUGGAUUACAAGGCCCUAUGAAGGACUUGUAUAUUGAACAAGAAAAAGAAAGAUAUCGUCUUAGAAUGCAGCAUGUAGUUGAAAAAGAAAAAUUAGUUUUAUCAGUCGAACAGGAGAUUCUUAGAGUACAUGGUAGAGCAGCUAGGGCUCUUGCUAAUCAAUCUCUUCCAUUUUCUGUUUGUACAAUAUUAAAGGACGAAGAAGUUUAUAAUGUUAUUACUCCAGAACAAGAAGAAAAAGAUAGAAACGCGAGGAGCAGAUACAAUGGCAGACUGUUCCUGAGCUGGCUACAGGAUGUGGAUGACAAAUGGGAAAAGAUUAAGGAAGCAAUGUUACUCAGACAUCACAACGAAGCAGAAUCAUUGCAUGCUGUGCAGAGAAUGGAUUGGGAGUGGAAAUUGAAAGAAGUUGGAUUAUGCGAAUUCAAAGCAACACCUCAAAUAGAAGAUAUUCAUGUUCCAAUGGUACACGUUUCGGAUGACUUUGAUUUACUCCCAGCUUAGUGUACGAUGAUUGCACAAUUAACUCGGCAUAACUGUUUUGCUCAUGCCUUUGAAAUGAAUUCAAAGGUUAUGAUUAUAAUCUGUGAUCUCUUAAUAAUGUAUGUAUCCGCCAUUCUUGCACGGUUACCAAAUUACAUUAUGUUGCUUCUAUAGUUUAUUAUUACAUCCGGAGGCUAUAUUUAGAAAACGCUUGAUUCUAUAAUUAAGUUACUAUCUUAUAUUUAUAUGCUUUUAUUAGUUUUUCAAAAUUUCAAUAUCAACUUAAAUUAUUUGUGCUUGUAACAUAUUUUAUUUACGAACUGUACAUUCAAACUUAUAAAUAUCGACUGGAGAUGUGUAGUUCUCUUGCUAAUUGGGUUUAAUUAAAAAAGACAAUGACGAAGUUUA